This is a messenger RNA of Zasmidium cellare ATCC 36951, 2265 nucleotides long. RefSeq lists its product as uncharacterized. Gene Ontology annotation, cellular component: nucleus. Gene Ontology annotation, biological process: protein ubiquitination; ubiquitin-dependent protein catabolic process. The transcript has a single exon. Lineage: Eukaryota; Fungi; Ascomycota; Dothideomycetes; Mycosphaerellales; Mycosphaerellaceae. Bases 1 to 2265 code for a protein of 754 amino acids. The record is from RefSeq and is a predicted model, not a curated record. Gene Ontology annotation, molecular function: zinc ion binding; ubiquitin protein ligase activity.
AUGUCUGUGAACCCUGCGCAACAAGCUGCCGAUUCCCUGCGGAGACGGUCGUCUGAGUCGACUACGCCUGCGAGUCUUACGAGGAGUUUCGAGAAUACGCCUGCGACGAGAUCGAGAGCGGAUACUGGGCGGUCACCGACAGAAGAGCAGAGUCAGAUAAUUGCUGUACACGAGCGGUACAACAUGGCGAAUAUGGAUGGGUCCCUGCCUGAAGAUGACGGCAUGCGCUCGCUGCGCCAGCAACUGCAGGAGAUUAAGCAGCUUGCGGUGUCGACGGAAGAGAAGGCCCAGAGAAUGCAUUUCCUCAUGACGCAGGACUAUCUCAAACAUAAGAGCUUGCUGGAACCGAUACCCCAUGACUCCCCUCAAGAAGAUGGUGGUUUGGAUAACGAUGGCUCCCUCUCGCCCAUGCUGGGCGCCGCGGCGAUGCCUAUUGAUCCCAAGAAUCCUUACAACCUGGCUUCUGGGGAUCUGGAUCCUGUGUUUAGCCCUUUGCCUAAGAACCCGAGGGACGUGGAAGGGGAUCUGGACGAGGCUAUGGAUGAUGAUAUCCCCGAGUUGGGCUGCAUGCACUACAAGCGGAAUGUGAAGGUGCAAUGUUUUGAUUGCCAGAGAUGGUUCCCCUGCCGGCACUGCCACGAUCAGGCCAAUGACCUCCCUUUUCAACACAGUCUCAAUCGCAAGAAGACGCAGAAUAUGCUGUGCAUGCUGUGUCAGACGCCGCAACCUGCUGCGGAGAUUUGCACGAAUUGUGGGGAGUAUGCGGCGUGGUAUUACUGUCCGAAGUGCAAGCUUUGGGACAAUGACAGUAACAAGAGGAUCUAUCAUUGCGAUGACUGCGGGAUCUGUCGGGUUGGCGAGGGUCUUGGGAAGGAUUAUGUGCAUUGCAAGCGCUGCAAUGUGUGCAUAUCGAUAUCGACUUCGGCGGCGCAUCCUUGCAUCGAACGGGCGACGGAGGGCAAUUGUCCCCUGUGUCUGAUAGCGCUCUUCGAGUCUCGCACACCGGUUGUCAGCUUGCCUUGUGGGCAUUAUAUGCACGGCGACUGUUACAAGGAUCUCAUGGCUGUGACGUACAAAUGUCCGGUGUGCAGCAAGAGUGCUGUCAAUAUGGAAUUGCAAUGGCGGAAACUUGAUGAAGAGAUUGCUAUUCAGCCGAUGCCGGAUGAGGACGAGGAUUUGGAUGAGGUUAUGCCUCAUGUUGAAGGACAAACCGGUCAGGACGAACAGCAAGCUCAGGAAGAGACGGAAGAGCCACGCCAACGCCGGCCGCGACAAGUAUGGAUCGGUUGCAAUGACUGUAGUUCGAGGAGCUGGACGGCAUUCCACUGGCUUGGACUGAAGUGUCAACGCUGCGAUAGCUACAACACCAACCAGAUGGCUCCGACUGCUGUGCAUGAGACCGAGGCUGAAAGGUUGAUGCGUCAACAGCAGGUGCAUCGACAUGACUUCACCGGAAACGCCGUCCUCCGCGAUGCUGGUAUUGGCGUUGAGGACCCGCCUGAGCAAUUCGCAAACAGUGCUCUCGAAGCCAGCAACGCCUUGGAAGUUCCCGAAUCACCCUCCCAACAAGCCUACCUCUCCAGCUCUCCACGCCUCUCCAGCGGCGCUCAAUCCCCCGGUCGCUACUUCGUCCACGACGAAGAACCCCGCCGCCCCAGCUUCACCACAGCCCGCUUCUCCACCCCCUCCAUGCCGAACCUCCCCACCCUCUCAAACCUCCCCGACAUGCCUCGCAUGCCCCGAAUGCCCAACCUACCCAAUCUCCCGAACCUCCAAAACAUGCGCCAAAACCUCCCCAACAUGCCCAACGUCGAGCUCCCCCGCUUCUCGCCCUACCAAAUGUUCGACGCCGUCAGCCGCAGCCUCUCGCCCAUGCGCUACUACCUCCAAGGCCUGGACACGCGGGAAGAACACGAAAUCAUCCAGCGCAUGCGACAUCGGCCGACGAGUGUGCGGAGUGAUCCGGCGCGGAGUCCGACGACGACGACGAUGGGGUUGGGGAGUUCGUCCAAGUUGAGGACGACGAGUAGUGGGAGCGAGGGGGUCGAGAGCGCGGAUCUUUGGGCUACGAGUGAGGAGGGGGAGGAUGAGGGGCAGGGGGGAAGUGAUAGUGAUAGUAUUCAUGCGUUGGAGGCCGGGGAGGAGGAUAGUAGUGAGGAUGAGGAUGAGGGGGAGGAGAGUGGGGAGGAUGGUGAUGAGGUUGUUGGGGAUGAGGGGGAGGCGGAAGAGGGGAGGGAGGAGUUGGAUAUUUUUGGGCAUCGAUGA